Molecule: messenger RNA, 696 nt
Organism: Mugil cephalus (flathead mullet)
Lineage: Eukaryota; Metazoa; Chordata; Actinopteri; Mugiliformes; Mugilidae
Product: serine/arginine repetitive matrix protein 2-like
Exons: 7
Coding region: 53-658 (201 amino acids)
Source: RefSeq, a predicted model, not a curated record
AGACCGGAUCGGAUCAGAUCGGAUCGGAUCGGAUCAGCGGUGCUCGUCCAGGAUGUGGACGUUCCUGGUGAUCCUGGUUCUGCUGGAUCACCACCAGGCUGCCCCAUUACCAGGACAACGUGGCGUCGCCAUGGCGAUCCUUCAGCGUCUUCUGGACCAAACAUCCCUCUCCUCCACCCCUGCUGUCCCUCAGCAGCCCUCCUCCUCCUCCUCCUCCUCCUCCUCCUCCUCCUCCUCCUCAUCGUCAGAGUCCAGUCAGAGGUCACAGGGUCCUCAGCCACUGAGAGAACCGGAGAACAUGGAUCUGGAGCACGUGGAGUCACAGGAGUCUCCUAGCAACAGCAGCUCUAUCCUGACCUCGCUGGAAGAGAGAGCGGGCGAGCAGGAUGAGGACAGCGUGGAGAGACACAGGGCUCUGCUGCUGAUGAACCACCACCACCCGAGUCAUGAACAUCGCCACAGUGAGCCGAGCCCGUACACAGAAGUGGGCGGGGGCAGUGAGGAAGUGGGCGGAGUCGACAGAGAAGGAGACGGGGCCAAAGAAGACAGACUUUCUCGACUGUCAGAUGACAGCAGGGAUGGAACAGACUGGCUGUCCUUUGACCUACUGGGACACGGUUACCACGGAAACGAGGCCGGGCUGGAGCUGCAGCUGUAGCUAGUGUCAACGCGUAUGAUGUAAUAAACACGUAUGAU